Pistacia vera is the source of this 1067-nucleotide messenger RNA. RefSeq names its product sodium/calcium exchanger NCL1-like. Gene Ontology annotation, biological process: intracellular calcium ion homeostasis; calcium ion transmembrane transport. The transcript has 4 exons. Lineage: Eukaryota; Viridiplantae; Streptophyta; Magnoliopsida; Sapindales; Anacardiaceae. Bases 1 to 858 code for a protein of 285 amino acids. The record is from RefSeq and is a predicted model, not a curated record. Gene Ontology annotation, cellular component: membrane. Gene Ontology annotation, molecular function: calcium:proton antiporter activity; calcium ion binding.
AUGGAUCUUUCCGAUACUUCAACUUCAGAAAAUGCAACUGCCGAUUGUUUCGCAAGGUUGACAAGAGUGGUUGAUGAGUAUAUAUCGAAUGAUGAACUGAGAGCACUGAUCCUGGGAAUACAGUUUGAAGAAGUGGGCUUGGAUGAGGAGGAUUUCGCAACAAAGGUGAUGGAAGAGUUUGAUAUCUCAGGAGAUGCUCAUAUUAAUGAGAAAGAGUUUGUUAAUGGUCUCUCAAAAUGGCUUACAAAGGGUAAUAACUCCAACAAGAAAGCGAAAUCUUCUAACACCGAGUCACAGUUACAGAAUACUAGUGAAGAGAAUAAGAGUCUGCUAGCUCAGAAAAAGGAAAGCAAGAGUACGGCUGAUGAUAAAUCCUGGUGGAAUUACAUUAAAGCUGCUAUUCUAGUGAUUGCAGGAACCACAAUUACAAUAGUGAUUGGGACACCCCUCAUGCAAACGGUGCAAGAAUUCUCCACUUCUGCAAACAUUCCUUCAUUCGCGGUCUCAUAUGUAGUGAUACCUCUGGCUUUGGGCUACAAACAGAUGCUUUUAGUCAUUAAAUCUGCUGGAGAGAAAACAGAAAAGGCUGCCUCUUUAACAUUUUCUGAGCUUUAUGGUGGAGUAUUCAUGAAUAACAUAAUGGGUUUAGCCAUCUUCUUGCUGCUUGUUUACAUAAGAGAUUUGACCUGGGAUGUGUCGGCAGAAGUUCUGGUUAUUUUAGUAAUUUGCACUGCGAUGGGGUUAUUUGGGAGCUUCACCACCAAGAUUCCAUUUUGGACAUGCAUAAUAGUAUAUCUUCUGUACCCCAUAUCUCUGCUUCUGCUUUACAUUCUCACUGAAGUUCUUGGUUGGGCUUAAGCAAGCAAAUUAAGAUAUUAAUUAACAAAGAAUAAUUGAAGGCAAGCGAAUUCCAAAAUUUGAAAAAAAAUUAUGUACUGAACAGUUUACUAGAGGAGUAUGUUUCCAAUCAAGUACAUGUUUAUUUUGUUUCUGCAUUCACAACAAUCAUUGUUUCAUCCAACCAUAAAGCAAUCAAAGUUUUGUCUUUUUAAUUUAAUUUAAACACA